GGUGUCACGUGACCCACGCUAACCGCCAUCUUUCUUCAUCGUAUAAACAGUGCGACCGGGCGUUGCGCGAAUUCUCGCCGUGGAACCGUGGAUUUCCCAGUGUUUUUGAGUGAUUCGCACGCGAAGAGAUGUCCGACGCCAAGACGGAGACGAAGAACGACAACAACGUCGAGGAUACGUCCAAGGAACAGUCGACGGAGGAGAAACCGACCCCGACGAAAAACAAACGAAGCGGCACCAAGAGACUCUCUACUCUGGAAAGGACCGCCCAAGAAGGCGAGGCGAUUUUAAAGGGCAUGAACAAGUCCGGUCCAGUCGGUGAAGUGGAAGGCAGAAGACGCACCCGCAGUUCAGCCAGAGGCCUAACUUCGACAACUACGCCAGUGCCAUCGCCCCCCAAAAAGGAGAAGAGGGAAACAUCGACGAAGGGCGGCGGUGCACGCGGACGUGGCCGUCCCAAGAGACAAGAGAAGAACAAUGAAAACAACACCGAUGAAGAAACGUCCAACAACAAAAGCGAAAAGCACACGGAAGAGGAAUCUACAAAGAUGGAAGUAGACGAGGAGAAAGACGAGGGAAAGGAUGAGAAGGACAGCAAGGCGAUACAGAAUGAAGACAAAAAUGCGGAGGCCGUGGACAGUAAAGACAGUAAAGACGCUGAGAAAACGUCCGAGACCAAUUCCAAGGACGAGAAGGUAACGGUGGAGGCUGAGAACUUGGAUGAAGCUAAGAGCACCUCUCCCAGCGAAGAAAAGAAGCAAGAGGAGGUAAAGGACAGCUCGGACUCGAGUCAAGAUGCGACGGACACAGCGGCAGAAGCGCCACCUUUAUCCUCAUCGGAUUCCCAAAAUCCCUCCAACACUGUUACUACCGAGGAAAAUAAGGAAUAACCUCCCUUCGCCUGUUUUACCACUACUUUUAUGAGGUACCAAGGCGGCGCACAUAUUGGGGUCACACAAAUCCAGUCCCCCUCGUCUAUUUUAACUAAUUAACACCUUCUUGUCGAUCGUUGCUUCAAUCAGCGCAUUUAAAGUUUUGUUUUUAUUUUACAUGAUAAAGAUGUUUACAAAAACGUAGAAUCUAUUGUACUGGCGUAAAUUAGAGCUAAAUUGAAAUUAACUCAAUUUAUCUCUACCUAUAUUAUAUAUAUCAUAUAUAUAUAUACAUAGAUAUAUAUAUGUAU
This is a messenger RNA of Nylanderia fulva, 1183 nucleotides long. RefSeq lists its product as uncharacterized. The record is from RefSeq and is a predicted model, not a curated record. NCBI's taxonomy places the organism in Eukaryota, Metazoa, Arthropoda, Insecta, Hymenoptera, Formicidae.